Messenger RNA from Durio zibethinus, 1776 nucleotides. RefSeq lists its product as uncharacterized. The record is from RefSeq and is a predicted model, not a curated record. Lineage: Eukaryota; Viridiplantae; Streptophyta; Magnoliopsida; Malvales; Malvaceae.
GAAAAACAAAAAAGAAAAAUGGCUUUCAAGAACCAAAAGGAUCACUGGGCAUUUCUGGAAGAAAUUGAGGCACCAAUGUGGGUGGACCUUACCAUAGAAGCUAAGCUCAAUGGCCAAGCCAUUGAUGACGAAUGGUUCCAAACAAGUCAUCUGUUCCACCAAUCCUCUUCUCGCGAGUUAAAAUCAGCAUUUUUUCUUUCCGGUGAGGAUGGGAUAGGAGCAUCGUCAUCGACAUUCCCACAGUCAGUUUCAAGAUCAAGAGGCAAGGACUACAGGAGCAAGAAAUGGAAGGGUAACUUUCAUGAUGUUUCAUUAAAUAAGAUACAGACAAUGAAGGUUUUGAAUGGGAAGUCUUCAGGGUUGGAGUCAGGGUCUAGUGAGGGAAUAAAACCUAAACUGAGCUUUAUAGGUUUGAAAGGAACUUCCAGUUCAAAAACGAGUUCGGUUUCUGAAAUAACUGAGAAUGUCAAAGGAAAAAAUGUCAAACCUGUAUUUUUAUGUGAAGAUGCACAAAGGAGUUCAAGUCCUGUGGCAGAUAAAUCAGGUGAAACCAAUAGUAGAAGCACAGUUUCAACCGAGAGCAUUCAGCAACAGCAGCAGCAGAAGUUCUUUGAGGUAUCAAGUCGAGGCUUUGGUCAAACAAGUGAGCUUUUAUCGUCAGUGAGGAUUAGUCUUAGGAAAAGUUGCAUUACAAGACCAGCAUCAAGGGUGGAGAUUAAAGCUGAUAGGAGGGAAUCAAGAGACCAUAAAUCUUCCUCCAGCAAGUCUAGUGUGGGAUCAUCUUCGUAUUCUGGCUAUGACGUUAAGAGAUCAACUAUUGCAUUGAUAAAGAGGAAAGAACAAACCACAGAUAGCAGGAAAAUUUCUAAUAUGUGCAAUGCAUCAAAUGUUAGAGGCAAGGAAAGGAACUGUAAUACUGGGACGGAAGGUCUAGUGACUGUUGCAAAGCCAACUUGGCAGGAAGUUGCAAAAUCAAAGCUGCCACAUAAAGUCAAUGAACAAAAGUCACUUGCUGGUACUACAAAAGCUAGAGAGAAAGUGGGAUUUGGUAAAAUCAACAAAGUGACAGGCGCUGGGAAAGAAAAUAAUAUAGGGGAAAUUUCUCUGAGCCAGAAAUGCAAUGGAAAAGGCAAUGCUGCUGGAGGCAUGGUUGUGGGUAGAAAAGGGACAAGUCAGACUACAUCCCAGAAGGGUGUCAGAACAGGACCAGUUGUUCCCAAGGGAAGAGUUGGCAAUCAAAGGGAAGGGAAGACUUCCACCAAUUCUACUCGGAAACUCUACUUUCGAUGAGGGAGCAGAGCAGACACAGCCAGUCAAUCUGUAUAUAAUGUAAUUGCUUACUUCUUGUAGCCAUGGGAGCAAGCAUACCCCUUUUGUACCACAUUUUGGUGGUAAAUUUUGGUUCUCAUGGCUGAUGUGAAUGUUCGUGAAUGUUCAUUUUCACUGGCCAUAGAUUUCUUUUGUAUACAUCUCCCAAGAAUUCACGGUGCCUUUCUGAUCCUUACUUUGUUUUCAAGCCUGUUUGAAAUCUCUUUCAUGGAGUUUCAUUUUACAAGAAAAUUAUCAUUACAAGCAAGUUUUCCCCUACUCAUUUCUGGAUUCCAAGUAGAAUUCAACGAAUCUGAACUACAUGUAAUGAUAAACACAAAUGAGAGCAUUUCAUACACCUGUCCAAAUACACUGCGUGUAACUUUUACCUUGCAAGAACCUUAAAUCUUUUAAAGCCUAAUUUAGCAUUGCUACAGCUGUCUGAAAAAGUUUAAUUUGAAAAAAAAA